AUGGCCACACAACAACGUAUCCGCAGCGCAACUCUCGCCCGCGACACAAACGAAACCAAAAUCCAACUCUCCCUCAACCUCGACGGCGGCGACCUCUCCACUCCAGCCUCCAAUGGCGAAGAAGAACAAUCCCACGCAACACAAGCCUCCAAAUCCCAAACAAUCAGCGUAAACACCGGCAUAGGUUUCCUCGACCACAUGCUCCACGCUCUAGCAAAACACUCCGGCUGGUCCCUCUUCCUUGUCACAAAAGGCGACCUCCACAUCGACGACCACCAUACCGCAGAAGACACAUGUAUAGCACUAGGGCAAGCCUUUAAAGAAGCCCUGAAGACCACUACGGGAUUGGCGCGGUUUGGAUACGCAUAUGCGCCAUUGGAUGAGGCGCUGAGUAGGGCCGUGGUGGAUUUGAGUAACAGACCGUACUCGGUUAUAGAGCUGGGAUUGAAGAGGGAGAAGAUUGGCGAUUUGUCGUGUGAGAUGAUUCCGCAUUGUAUGGAGUCCUUUGCUCUCCACGCAGGCAUCACAAUGCAUGUGGAUUGUUUGAGGGGGUUUAACGACCACCACCGAGCGGAGAGUGCGUUCAAGGCACUGGCUAUUGCUUUGAGAAAUGCCAUCAGUCCGGUGGCAGGGAGGGAAGGCGAGGUUCCCAGCACAAAGGGUGUAUUAUUUUAG
This is a messenger RNA of Ramularia collo-cygni, 675 nucleotides long. RefSeq names its product probable Imidazoleglycerol-phosphate dehydratase. Gene Ontology annotation, molecular function: imidazoleglycerol-phosphate dehydratase activity. Bases 1 to 675 code for a protein of 224 amino acids. Lineage: Eukaryota; Fungi; Ascomycota; Dothideomycetes; Mycosphaerellales; Mycosphaerellaceae. The transcript has a single exon. The record is from RefSeq and is a predicted model, not a curated record. Gene Ontology annotation, biological process: L-histidine biosynthetic process.